Symbiodinium necroappetens is the source of this 1863-nucleotide messenger RNA. The record is from the annotation of a GenBank genome assembly. NCBI's taxonomy places the organism in Eukaryota, Dinophyceae, Suessiales, Symbiodiniaceae.
AUGACCUCGUGGACUACAAGACCUUCGCUGCUCACGCCAAAGCCUCGUCGAGCAGCGGGAGAAGAAUCAUCAAGUGGCUCGAUUAACCAGGAGGCUGUAGCAGAGGAGGUGAAGCGGCAGGUACGGCUUGCUCUGGAAGAACGUGAGAGCACUACAAAGAAGCUUGAGGAAGAGAAUCAGCAGCUGAGAGAGUUGGUGAUGCAGUUUAUCGAUGCUGGAAAUCAGUCUGAGGUGAACCGAGGCGAGGGCCCGCUCCCACUACCAAGACAAGGUGGCAAUGAGGGCGGGGAAGACUUGAACCUGGCUGGUAAUUCAGGGUACUUGGAGGGCAAGGUGGUUCGGAAUAUGUUCGGGCUCCCCAUGGACUUCCAGUGCAAUCUCAGGUACUCGGAGGGCAAGGAGGCUCGGAAUACGUUCGGGCUCCUGACGGACUUCCAGUGCAAUCUCAGGUACUCGGUGGGCAUGUCAGAACGCCGCCUGGUCUAUCUGAGCAACCAAGGUAAUCUUGGAGAGCAUGAUGUCGGUCAAGUGGACGAUCAUAAGUCUGUCCAGGAGCCGUCCGGUGUCGACUUUCAGGUCGUGAGUGAUGAAGGCGCCAUGGUGGGACAUCUGCACCUGUUGGUGCAGGGCAUGAGGCAGUUGCAACAGCUGCAAAUCUCGAAGAAGGACACGUCUGAAGCAGAGACGAUGAAGGGCAACAUUGAGUUGCCCCCUAUGCCAGAACUUGGGGACGCCGCGGUGGAGUUCAACGAUUGGCUUUACGUGGCGGAGCAGAUGCUAGGUGCCCUUACAGACAGCGCGAGCACGUGGCUCAGUGAGAGCCUUCGGUGUGCGAGAGAAGCCUAUGACCGCUACCAAAGGGCAUCAGCAAUGGACCGACUGACCAUAGUGCCGGUGCUCACGGCGACCCUCAGGGACAAGAAGUGGUACAGACUUGAGCGGAGGGUUUUGACACUGCUGCUCAGCGCAAUGCCCAGAGGCGUGAAGGAGGACACGAUUACCCACAGGGUCGAGAAUGUGACUUCAGUCCUCUAUCGAUUACACGUCCUUUAUCAACCAGGUGGAACGGCUGAAAGAUCAGCCAUCCUCGGUCACCUCAGUGGCUCAAGUGGUACGGAUGACCCAACUGAGGUGGUGGCAAGGCUCCGAAAAUGGCGGCGAUACCUGGCAAGAGCAGAUGAGAUGGGAAUCGCGGCUCCGGAUGCUAGCAUCUUGUUGAAGGGACUUGAUCUUACCCUGCAGAAGGUCCUCGAGAAGUUUCCGGAGGUGAAGUUCAGGCUGAACGAAAGCAGAGGUGCUGGACCUGCGGCGCCACCAACCACAGGCAAUCUGAGUGUCCUACGACCGGUGGUGGGGGAGGAGGAAAAGGCCCAAUCCGUGGAUGCAGAGCAGCGAAGCACUAUGAGCACAGCGGACAACAAGGACAACAGUGGAGCAACGGCAUCCACUACCAGCGGACCAUCGACUACUACCAGCGACGACGCUUCUGCCCAUCGAGAAGAGAUGAGGCAGUUGUUGCAAGAGGCUAACUCGAUGCUGAGCAAGAUCAAGCUGAUGGGCAUGAAGGUUGAUGGCGUGGACUCGGAAAGGGAGGAUCUUGAACUUUUCUUCCUUGCGGCAGGGGCGACUGACGAGAGGAUGGCCUUGUUGGACAGCGGUGCAUCACACCCCUUCCGCCAGGCUGCCAGCGAACUUGAGCUACAACAAGCGAAGGAUGUAUCAGUCGAACUCGCGGACGGCCAGAAGGUGGACCUCCUCCAGACACGAACCGGGACGCUUCUCAACGAUCGAGCCCUGGACCAAUCGCCGAUUGUUCCGUUGGGCAGCCUGGUACAACAGCUGGACGGCUGGGCUGUACGGUGA